Molecule: messenger RNA, 3127 nt
Organism: Alligator mississippiensis (American alligator)
Lineage: Eukaryota; Metazoa; Chordata; Crocodylia; Alligatoridae
Gene: TFAP2C
Product: transcription factor AP-2 gamma
Exons: 7
Coding region: 382-1749 (455 amino acids)
Biological process (GO): anatomical structure development; regulation of cell population proliferation; regulation of transcription by RNA polymerase II
Cellular component (GO): nucleus
Molecular function (GO): RNA polymerase II transcription regulatory region sequence-specific DNA binding; DNA-binding transcription factor activity, RNA polymerase II-specific
Source: RefSeq, a predicted model, not a curated record
AGAGAUUUUGCAAGCCAAAUCUUUGCUGCCCUGAGGCAGGCGGCUCUCCCCCUGGCUGCGCGCGGACACAGCGCCCCGGGGCCGGCCGAGGCUCCGGGCAGGGUGCGCUCCCGCGGGGCGCUGCAGCGCCGGGCCGGGCCGCGGGCAAAGCCUCCUCCCCGGCGGGGCGGGCGGCUCGGGCGCGGGGAGGAGCCGCCUCCUGAGUGGCUGGCGCUGCGAGGCGAGCCCGGCUGCCGAGCCGUCCCCGGGGAGGGGCUAUGAUAAUCCCGGUGCCAUUAAGGGCGUCCGGGCAGGGGCUGGCGUCCCAGUGCCCGGCGCGUCCUCCGUGCCCGGCGCCCGCUUGGAUUUACGGCGCGGGGCCGCGGCCCGCACCCCGCCGCCAUGCUCUGGAAGCUGGCAGACAACGUCAAGUACGAGGAGGACUGCGAGGAGCGGCACGAUGGCAGCGGCGCGGGCAACCCGCGGCUCCCGCACCUGCCGGCCGUCAGCCAGCACCUGUACAGCCCGGCGCCGCCGCUCUCGCACUCGGGCGCCGCCGACUUCCAGCCGCCCUACUUCCCGCCGCCCUACCAGCCGCUGCCUUACUCGCAGUCCAGCGACCCCUACUCGCACCUGGGCGACCCCUUCUCCAUCAACGCGCUGCACCAGCCGCCGCCGCCGCCCCCCAGCCAGCAGCAGAGCGCCUGGCCCGGCCGCCAGAGCCAGGACCCGUCCGGCCUGGCCCCGCACGCCCGCCCGGGCCUCGUGCCCCAUCUCUCCGCUCUGGAGAGCGGCUCGGCCGGAGGCAGGAGGGAAGCGUACCGGCGAGCCGAGCUCCUGCUGCCCCAAGCCCACGGGCUGGACGCGGCGGCGCUGGCGGAGAACCUGGGGCUCCACGACGUGGCCCAUCAGAUGGAAGAGGUGCAGGACCUGUACUUCUUUCCGCAGAACGUGGAAGACCAACACUUGCUAAUGCAUGACCAGACAGUCAUUAGAAAAGGUCCUAUUUCGUUAACGAAAAACAGUGCUCUGGGUCUCCCCUGCCAGAAGGAUGGAUUAAUUGGAGUGGUGAUAAACCCCAAUGAAGUAUUUUGUUCUGUUCCGGGGAGACUUUCUCUGCUGAGUUCCACAUCUAAAUAUAAAGUGACAGUAGCAGAGGUUCAGAGAAGGCUCUCACCUCCAGAAUGCCUAAACGCCUCUUUGCUGGGAGGCGUACUCAGAAGAGCCAAAUCCAAAAAUGGUGGCAGAUCACUAAGGGAAAAACUGGAUAAAAUUGGCUUGAAUCUUCCAGCCGGUAGAAGGAAAGCUGCAAAUGUGACUUUAUUGACAUCUUUGGUGGAAGGUGAAGCAGUACAUCUUGCUCGUGACUUUGGCUAUGUAUGUGAGACAGAAUUUCCCUCUAAAGCAGUGGCUGAAUAUUUAACCAGACCGCACUUGGGCCGUAACGAGAUGGCUAACAGGAAAAACAUGCUUCUUGCUGCAAAGCAGAUCUGUAAGGAAUUCACAGACCUCCUCACUCAGGAUAGAACUCCUCUUGGAAACACUAGACCUAGUCCAAUCUUGGACCCUGGUAUCCAGGGCUGUUUGACUCAUUUUAGCCUGAUCACACAUGGCUUUGGGAGUGCUGCCAUCUGUGCUGCCAUGACAUCCGUCCAGAACUACCUAAAUGAAGCGUUAAAAAUAGCAGACAAAACCUAUAUGAACACUGGCGACCAGAGCCCUGCAGAAACCAACAAAACCAUUGAUAAAAUGGAUAAGCACAGGAAGUAAAAUGAGAGAAACCAGACUUUCGAACCGUUCCUUCUAAACACAGACUGAGUUCUUCUUGCCUAGGGGGCAGGUAGAAAAAAAGGGGGAGUGGAGGGGGAAAUGGCCCUUUUUUUUUUUUCAGGAUCUUCACCCCCUCUCCCUUUCCCCCCACUCCUCCGGAUCCAUAAGACAAACCUUUCUAAAGCUGCAGUGUCCCUUAACUGUGGAAUCGGUUACCGAAGAUAAGUACUGGCACAAACGUAUUAAAAUCCUUUGCUGUAAAAGUGGUGCUAUAAUGUUAUUGAUGGAUAUGCGAAAAGAUAGAGAGUUUUCAACACCUAACUAUCUAGUGGUGACUAGCUCCGUGUAUACUUUUUAAGAUGCAAAUUUUAGAUUGGCUCCUGUUCAUUGUCGGAUGAAAUUUCAGGUUUUUAUUCUUUUUAAAUGCAACAAUAACAAUAAUGCAGUAUUAAGCAAUGAUUUUUAGUUUUUAUGUACUCUAAAAGUUUUAUAAAUACCUGAAGAUAGCAAGAUCCUUCUGGUUUUGCUUUAUUUUCAGACUACCAUGGGAGAAAAUUGAAGUCUUUUAGAUGUAAAAGCUAUUUGAUGGCAUUUGACAUGUUUGUUUUAAUUACGAGGCUUAUUUUUAAUGAAAACAUUCAGGCUUUUUAAAACUGCAGGAAUGUUGGCUGCGGUGGAUAUCAUCCUGAUAUUUUUUUUUUAACAAGAAAUAACUACAUGGAACUGAAAAAAAAAAAAAAUCCUCUUAGAAAAUCUGUUUUUUGUCUAAGGAUAUUGCAGCUUUAUUUGCAUAUUUAUAUUGGGUCAUGCUUUUAAAUUGGAAAAAAAAACUUGAAAGAAUAGGCACAUAACUUUUUUUUUUUUAAAGAGAACAUUUUUGCCUAUUAGGGCCUAAAAAAAGAAUCCAGGGAGGCUUUAUGUGAAUUAAGGGAAGCAGUGUGUUGAAUGUAUAUAUUUAUUUAUGUGUAAUUUAAUCGGAUUUGUAAAUAAUGGUGAACUUUUUAAUACUUUUUUUUUUUUUUAUAAAAAUGGUUUCAAAUUUUAAUUUUGGUAAGUAUUUCAAAGGUAAUGGGUAAGCUAAAUACAUUGUUAGGUUUAUGCACAGGUAUGUUAUACAGGGUAUUUAAGACUUUUUUUUUUUUUUAAUUCUCAGUUCUUGCCACUUAAGAUUAAAUUUUAAUCUGAGGUGUAUGUUCACAAAGCAAUAAUUUUGUGUAUCAUUUGCCUGAUAACUGACUAGACAUGCAAAAUGAGUGUGUGAGUUACUGUGUGUAUGUGAAUACUGGAGGUUAUGAACUACUCUUUACAUAUUUGUAAAUGUUUCCAAUAUAAUUCUGAUGUAUAUGAUAACCAUAUAAUAAAAGUAUUCUGGAUAGAA